Molecule: messenger RNA, 1170 nt
Organism: Contarinia nasturtii (swede midge)
Lineage: Eukaryota; Metazoa; Arthropoda; Insecta; Diptera; Cecidomyiidae
Exons: 1
Source: RefSeq, a predicted model, not a curated record
UUAUAGUAUUGAGCAUUAUGACAAUAAUACACGGCGAAAUGAAGAUGGUCGUUAUGUGGUUACUUUACCAUUUCGUGAUAAUAUUGAAGAUUUGGGUAAUUCACGAAGAAAUGCUUUAGCACAAUUAUUGCAUCAGGAACGGCGUCUCGAAAGAGAUGCAAAGUUAAAACAAAUGUAUGAUGAGUUCAUCAAUGAAUAUAUUAAUAUGGGUCAUAUGGUGGAAUGUGAAGAUUCGGACAUUCAAAGUGGUUAUUAUCUGCCACAUCAUGCAGUGUUCAAGGAUAGUACAACAACUAAACUAAGAGUGGUGUUUGAUGCCAGCAGGAAAACGUCUUCGGGAUUGUCGUUAAAUGAUUGUAUGAUGGCGGGUCCAAGAAUUCAAGAUGAAUUAUAUAACAUAAUGUUGAGAUUUCGUUCGUAUGAAAUCGCUUUCACUGCGGAUGUAGCAAAAAUGUAUCGUCAAAUUUUGGUUGCAGAGGAACAACAAAACUAUCAAAGAAUUUUAUGGAGAAAAAACAAAAGUGAAAAUAUAAAAGAAUAUAAAUUAACGACUGUGACUUAUGGAACAAGUUCAGCACCUUUUGUUGCAGUAAAUACACUUAUAGCUAUUGGAAAACAAUGGCAGGACAAAUUGCCAGAAGCGGCUCAGAUUAUUCAGAGAGAUUUUUAUAUGGAUGACUGUAUGAGCUGUUGUGAAACCUUGGAUCAAGCAAUUCGUUUGCAAAAAGAUGUAACGCAAAUUCUUGCAGAAGCUGGUUUACCAUUAAGAAAAUGGAGUUCAAAUAAUAUGGAUUUAAUAAACGCAAUUCCUUUGGAUCAACGAGAAGGUGCUCAAACAGAUGGAGAAGCUUCAAUUUCAACUUUGGGCUUAAGAUGGUUUAACUUAAAGGAUGAAUUCGGUUUCAAAAUGAAUCCAUUUAAGGAUGUAAAAACAGUAACAAAAAGAAUCGUUUUAUCAGAAAUAACAAAAAUGUAUGAUCCAUUGGGUUUAUUAGCACCAUUUACAGUAUUAUGUAAAAUAUUAAUGCAAAAAUUAUGGGUUGCGAAUCUGGAUUGGGAUAGUGAGAUUCCAAAAGAAAUUGCGGCAGAAUGGGAAAGUUACAAAGAAGAAAUACCAAUUUUAUUGCAGUAUCGUUUGAAACGAUGGAUCGAAUAUAAAGCUGGAGCUCA